AUGUCGAGCGGCGGAUCCGGGGGCUCUGGCUCGGGCUCUGGCGGCCUGGCGGGCCCUCCCGACAAGGACUACUACGACAGCACGCGGGCCAUAGCCUACAUGAGCGUCUGCAUUGCACUCAGCUACCAGUGCCUCACCGAGUUCCCCCACCUGCUCGUCAUGCACGGAGGAGUGUGCUUCUUCUUUCCGUACGCGAUUGUCUUGGUAGCGGUCGGUGUUCCUAUGGCCGCCUUCGAGAUGCUGAUUGGCCAGUUCCGCGGAAAGGGAUGCCUUGAGAUCUGGACCUGCGUCCCAGUCGGCAAAGCAUUCGAGAACGCGUGCACCUUCUUCUACUUCCUGCAGACGUUCCAAGAUGAGCUGCCUUGGAGCCACUGCUACACCUGGUGGGGCGCCUCGGACCUCAACUGCCGGGAGAGGAAGCUCAACGAGACGCGCCCAGUGCCAGCUUGCCAAGGAGAACGUGUACGCAAAGACCAGCAGCCAAACUACGACCCUGGCAAGAACGCCACCGUUUCACCUUGUGCGGGAAAGUCGUCACGGCAUCCUACACCGACGCCGCGAACCUGUCGGAGUGCUUGA
Dermacentor silvarum is the source of this 579-nucleotide messenger RNA. RefSeq names its product sodium-dependent nutrient amino acid transporter 1-like. The record is from RefSeq and is a predicted model, not a curated record. Gene Ontology annotation, biological process: sodium ion transmembrane transport. The transcript has 4 exons. Lineage: Eukaryota; Metazoa; Arthropoda; Arachnida; Ixodida; Ixodidae. Gene Ontology annotation, molecular function: glycine transmembrane transporter activity. Gene Ontology annotation, cellular component: membrane. Bases 1 to 579 code for a protein of 192 amino acids.